AUGAGCCUCAGCGAGGAGCAGGUGAGGCAGUACCUGAACCAGCACCCCGGCUUUGCAGACCAGUACUUUGGAAAGAGGCUGAGCCCCGAGCAUGUGGCCCGGGCCUGUGAGGACGGGCUCCCGGUGGACUGCAGCAGCUUCCAGGAGCUGUGCCAGGUGGAGGAGAGUAGGGCGCUGUUCGAGCUGGUGCGGGACACACAGGAAAACGUGAACAUGGAGCGGGUGCUCUUCAAGGCCCUGCGCCGCCUCUGCCCCAUCCUGCACGCCGACCGCUGCAGCCUCUUCAUGCACCGCCAGCGCAAUGGCGUGGCCGAGCUGGCCACCCGCCUCUUCAGCGUGCAGCCAGGCAGCGUCCUGGAGGACUGCCUGGUGCCCCCCGACUCAGAGAUCGUCUUCCCCCUGGACAUCGGGGUCGUGGGCCACGUGGCUCAGACCAAGAAAAUGGUGAAUGUCAAGGAUGUGAGCGAGAGCUCCCACUUCAGCUCCUUUGCUGACAAGCUGACCGGCUACGUGACCAGGAACAUCCUGGCCACACCCAUCAUGAACGGCAAGGAUGUAGUGGCCGUGGUCAUGGCCCUGAACAAGCUGGACGGCCCUUGUUUCACCAGCAGCGAUGAAGACGUUUUCCUGAAGUACCUGAACUUCGGAGCAUUGAACCUAAAGAUCUACCACUUGAGCUACCUGCAUAACUGCGAGACACGUCGUGGUCAGGUGCUGCUGUGGUCUGCCAACAAGGUGUUUGAGGAGCUGACCGACAUAGAGCGGCAGUUCCACAAGGCCCUCUACACGGUGCGGGCCUACCUGAACUGCGACCGGUACUCAGUGGGCCUCCUGGAUAUGACCAAGGAGAAGGAAUUCUUCGAUGUGUGGCCUGUUCUGAUGGGAGAAGCCCAGCCGUACUCAGGCCCACACACACCUGAUGGCCGUGAAAUCCUCUUCUACAAAGUCAUCGACUACAUUCUCCACGGCAAGGAAGACAUCAAGGUCAUCCCCACACCCCCGGUGGAUCACUGGGCCCUGGCCAGUGGCCUCCCAACCUACGUGGCAGAAAAUGGCUUUAUAUGUAACAUUAUGAAUGCAGCUGCUGAUGAGAUGUUCAAAUUCCAGGAAGGCCCCCUGGACGACUCCGGGUGGGUCAUCAAGAAUGUCCUGUCCAUGCCCAUCGUCAACAGAAAGGAGGAGACCGUGGGGGUGGCUACCUUCUACAACAGGAAGGACGGGAAGCCUUUCGAUGAGCAGGAUGAAGUCCUCAUGGAGUCCCUCACACAGUUCCUGGGCUGGUCGGUGCUGAACACCGACACCUACGACAAGAUGAACAAGCUGGAGAACCGCAAGGACAUCGCCCAGGACAUGGUUCUCUACCACGUGAGAUGUGACAGGGACGAGAUCCAGCUGAUCCUGCCAACAAGAGAAUGCCUAGGGAAGGAGCCAGCUGACUGUGAGGAAGAGGAGCUGAGGGAAAUCUUGAAGGAAGUGCUGCCAGGGCCCACCGAGUUUGACAUCUAUGAGUUCCACUUCUCUGACCUGGAGCGCACGGAGCUGGAGCUGGUCAAAUGCGGCAUCCAGAUGUACUACGAGCUCGGCGUGGUCCGCAGGUUCCAGAUCCCCCAGGAGAGCCUGAACGUCUUCGCGAGCCUGAGCCGCCGCCAGCACGAGCACGCCAUCCGCCUCAUGGACAUCGCCAUCGUGGCCACGGACCUGGCGCUCUACUUCAGGAAGCGGACGCUGUUCCAGAAGAUCGUGGACGAGUCUAAGGAGUUCGCGGACAGGAGGAGCUGGGCCGAGCACCUGUCCCUGGAGCCCGCGCGGAAGGAGAUAGUGAUGGCCAUGAUGAUGACUGCAUGUGACCUAUCUGCCAUCACCAAGCCCUGGGAAGUCCAGAGCAAGGUCGCUCUGCUGGUGGCAGCAGAGUUCUGGGAACAAGGUGACUUGGAAAGGACAGUUCUGGAUCAGCAGCCCAUUCCAAUGAUGGACCGGAACAAGGCAGCUGAGCUCCCCAAACUACAGGUUGGCUUCAUCGACUUUGUGUGCACCUUCGUGUACAAGGAGUUUUCCCGUUUUCAUGAGGAGACCCUGCCCAUGUUAGAGAGACUGCAGAACAACAGGAAGCAGUGGAAGGCCCUGGCCGAUGAGUAUGAGGAGAAAGUGAAGGCCCUGGAAGAGCAGCAGCAGCAGGAGAGGACAGCGGCCAAGAAAGUGGGCACAGAAAUUUGCAAUGGUGGCCCAGCACCCAAGUCCUCAACCUGCUGCAUCCUGUGA
Messenger RNA from Miniopterus natalensis, 2259 nucleotides. The record is from RefSeq and is a predicted model, not a curated record. Lineage: Eukaryota; Metazoa; Chordata; Mammalia; Chiroptera; Miniopteridae.